CGCUCUCCGGCCGGCUGCGCCAAGGGACACAAGCUCGGCAGGAGCUUCCCGGAGCUCAGCCUCGGUGGGCAGGGAGAGGCGCUCCUUAGGCGUUGCCGGCCCCGAAGGCGAGGCGCUCUCCAGCUGGCGCGAGAGAAGUUUGCUUUGGCCCAGCCGCGCUCUCCUGCGCGCCCGCAGGCAGGCGCCGGGGUCCCGGCCGCAGCAGCGACCUCCAAGGGCAGAGAGAUCACCGCCUCAUGUAGCACGGCCGCCCGAGCGAGCCCCAUGGAAACCUCGGUGGGCAGCGGCGCCUCAGGGGCCGGGGAGCAACAGGGCGCCAGCGGGGACUCUGAGCAGCGACUCAGCCCCCCGAGCGGGGGUCCCGAGACACUUGCCGCCUCUGAGGCGGCGCCGGGCGCAGCAACAGCUACCACAGCCGGCGGCGGCGGGGAGGGCAACGGGCCGGGGUGGCGGCAGCGCUCGCUGCGAGCCGUCUAUGUGCUCAACGACAACAACAGCCCCAAAGGCGCCGCCGGGGCGCGGAGCCCGGAAGCCGGGGCGCUGCAGUGUCUGGUGCGAGCGUGCGAGGCCGAGGGAGCCCAGCUGACCACGGUCAACUUUGGCGAGUUGGACUUCGGCGAGACGGCCGUGCUGGACGCCUUCUACGACGCGGAUGUUGCAGUAGUGGAUAUGAGUGAUGUUUCCAGACAACCAUCCUUAUUCUACCAUCUUGGAGUACGUGAAAGCUUUGACAUGGCCAAUAAUGUUAUACUCUACAAUGACACUGAUGCUGAUACUGCUCAGUCACUGAAGGACAUGGUGUCUCAGAAAAACACAGCUUCAAGUGGCAAUUAUUACUUCAUUCCAUACAUUGUGACGCCUUGUGCUGAUUAUUUUUGUUGCGAAAGUGAUGCCCAGCGGAGAGCUUCUGAGUACAUGCAGCCCAACUGGGAUGCCAUCCUGGGUCCUCUCUGUGUGCCCCUGGUAGACAGGUUUAUCAGUCUUCUCAAGGACAUCCACGUCACAUCAUGCACAUAUUACAAGGAAGCCCUGCUGAAUGACAUUAGAAAAGCUAGAGAUAAGUAUCAAGGAGAAGAACUGGCAAAGGAGCUGACUAGGAUUAAGCUUCGUAUGGAUAAUACUGAAGUCCUGACCUCUGAUAUAAUAAUAAACUUGCUUCUGUCCUACCGAGAUAUCCAGGACUAUGGUGCCAUGGUAAAGCUGGUGGAAACACUGGAAAUGCUGCCAACCUGUGAGUUGGCUGAUCAGCACAAUAUUAAAUUUCACUACGCAUUUGCAUUGAAUCGAAGGAACAAUGCAGGUGACCGAGAGAAAGCACUGCAAGUGAUGCUUCAGGUUUUGCAGACAUGUGAUCAUCCUGCACCGGACAUGUUCUGCUUGUGUGGGAGAAUCUACAAGGACAUAUUUCUGGAUUCAGACUGUAAAGACACCAGUAGCCAAGACAGAGCCAUUGAAUGGUACCGCAAAGGGUUUGAGCUCCAGUCAACUCUGUAUUCAGGAAUAAAUCUAGCGGUUUUGCUGAUAGUUGCAGGACAGCAGUUUGAAACCUCCAUGGAACUCAGGAAAAUAGGUGUACGAUUAAACAGUUUGCUGGGAAGAAAAGGGAGCUUGGAAAAAAUGAGUAAUUACUGGGAUGUUGGGCAAUUCUUCAGUGUAAGCAUGUUGGCGAUUGACAUUGGUAAAGCAGUACAAGCUGCAGAGAGGCUGUUCAAACUGAAACCACCUAUUUGGUAUUUGAAGUCCUUAGUGCAGAACUUGGUCUUAAUUCAGCGUUUCAGGAAAGUCUCCGUAGAACACUCUCCAAGACAAGAGAGGUUGAACUUCUGGUUAGACAUAAUCUUUGAGGCAACCAAAGAAACAAUGAAUGGCUUGAGAUUUCCGGUAUUGGUGAUAGAACCAACUAAGAUAUAUCAGCCUGCAUAUGUUUCGAUUAAUAAUGAAGCAGAUGAAAGAACUGUUUCCCUAUGGCAUGUGUCUCCUACAGAAAUGAAACAGAUUCAUGAAUGGAAUUUUACAGCUUCUUCUAUUAGAGGAAUAAGCAUAUCUAAAUUUGAUGAACGAUGUUGUUUUCUGUAUGUCCAUGACAACUCUGAUGACUUUCAAAUCUACUUUUCUACGGAGAACCAGUGUAAUAGGUUCUGUGGUUUAGUUAAAGAAAUUUUAAGUGAUGCUGUGGGAAGUACUUUGGAACUGGAAGGUGAGAUUGAUGGUGACACACUCGAAUACGAGUAUGACUACGAUGAGAAUGGAGAUCGAGUGGUGUUAGGCAAGGGGACCUAUGGGAUAGUUUAUGCCGGGAGGGACCUUAGCAAUCAGGUCCGAAUAGCCAUCAAAGAAAUACCAGAGAGGGACAGCAGAUAUUCUCAGCCACUACAUGAAGAAAUAGCCCUCCACAAAUAUUUAAAGCACCGUAAUAUAGUCCAGUAUCUUGGUUCUGUUUCUGAAGAUGGAUAUAUUAAAAUCUUCAUGGAACAAGUGCCAGGAGGAAGUCUUUCUGUACUUCUAAGAUCAAAAUGGGGACCAAUGAAAGAACCUACAAUUAAAUUUUAUACCAAGCAGAUCCUAGAAGGUCUGAAGUAUCUCCAUGAAAAUCAGAUCGUACACAGAGACAUAAAAGGAGAUAAUGUUUUAGUGAACACAUAUAGUGGAGUGGUAAAAAUUUCUGAUUUUGGGACUUCUAAACGUCUGGCAGGAGUCAAUCCAUGUACAGAGACAUUCACAGGCACUUUGCAGUAUAUGGCUCCAGAGAUUAUUGAUAAGGGGCCUCGAGGAUAUGGUGCACCAGCUGACAUGUGGUCUCUGGGAUGCACCAUCAUUGAAAUGGCAACAGGGAAGCCUCCAUUUCAUGAACUGGGAGAACCACAGGCGGCUAUGUUCAAAGUUGGAAUGUUCAAGAUUCACCCUGAAAUCCCUGAAUCGCUGUCUGCUGAAGCACGGGCCUUUAUUUUGCUCUGCUUUGAACCCGAUCCAAACAAACGUGUAACAGCAUCUGACUUACUUAAAGAUAGUUUCUUGAAACAGAUGAACAAGGGCAAGAAAAACAGAAUUGCAUUCAAGCCCUCAGAUUAUAAUCGCAGUACAUCACUUCCUCUGCCAGUCCACGGGGAACAGGCUGGCAGCAGCAGCAGUGAACAUGGCUCAAUCUCACCAGAUUCUGAUGCGCAACAUGACAUGUUCUUUGAAAGAACAAAGCGCUCUUUGUCAGAGAUCCCAGCAAAACAUCCCGUUUCCCAUUUACUAAGUGUUCCUGAUGAGAGCUCAGUUUCAGAUGAAAGAAGUACUUCCCCUUCCCUUGAAGAAAAGGAUUCUGGUCUUUUCUUAUUACGGAAAGACAGCGAACGACGUGCAAUUCUCUAUAAAAUCCUGAAGGAGGAACAGGAUCAAGUUGCUUCCAAUUUACAAGAGUGUGUGGCACAGAGUUCUGAAGAACUGCAUCUUUCAGUUGCUCACAUCAAGCAAAUAAUAGGAAUUCUGAGAGAUUUCAUACGUUCUCCUGAACACAGAGUUAUGGCGUCCACUAUAUCCAAGCUGAAAAUUGAUCUGGAUUUUGACAGUACUUCCAUCAAUCAGAUUCAUCUAGUGUUGUUUGGAUUUCAAGAUGCAGUGAACAAAGUACUAAGAAACCAUUUAAUCAGGCCCCAUUGGAUGUUUGCUAUGGAUAAUAUAAUACGACGUGCCGUUCAAGCUGCUGUCACUAUUCUUAUUCCAGAACUUCGAGCUCAUUUUGAGCCGACAUCAGAGACUGAAGGAGUAGACAAAGAUGCAGAUGAAGUGGAUGAAGAUUACCAUCCAGCAGAGCAAAAGCGACAUGAGGAACCACUUAACCCCUCUGGAAUGGGCACGCUCCCUUCUUCAGUGUGCCCUGACAGUCAACAGCAGCUUAACUUUCAAUUAGGCAAGCUCAAGCAAGAAACAAACAGGCUGAUGGAGAGCCUGCUGCAAAGAGAGAGAGAAUAUCAGAUGCUUUUACAGCAAAUGUUGGAACAAAAAACGCAGGAUUUGUGCCUCCUUCAGUUAAAGUUGAAAACUACUGAAAGCCAGCUGUCUUCACCCACACUUGAGCACAAUGUAGACCAAGACCUCGUCAAGUGGCUGACACAACAAAGAGCAGACUCAGAUGCAAUUGACAGGUUUGUGCAGGAGGAUUACACGCUUGAUGAUAUUCUCAACAUCAUCACUAAAGAUGAUCUGCGAUCACUUAGACUCAGAGGUGGCCUUCUCUGCAGAAUUUGGAAUGCAAUAUUAAAACACAGAAAACUGAAUAAUAAACAGUUUGAAAUGGACGGUUAAGCACAUCAUCAUAGUUAUACUGUAU
Gekko japonicus is the source of this 4315-nucleotide messenger RNA. RefSeq names its product mitogen-activated protein kinase kinase kinase 15 (gene MAP3K15). Lineage: Eukaryota; Metazoa; Chordata; Lepidosauria; Squamata; Gekkonidae. The transcript has 29 exons. Gene Ontology annotation, biological process: MAPK cascade; cellular response to stress; protein phosphorylation. Bases 265 to 4290 code for a protein of 1341 amino acids. Gene Ontology annotation, molecular function: MAP kinase kinase kinase activity; ATP binding. The record is from RefSeq and is a predicted model, not a curated record.